AUGCCUCGGUAUACACACCGCCAGAAGCGUGUCAAUGCAGUCGUGAAGGGAUACAAGGUCUCUGUACGGCGUUGGCAUGCCAAUCAAGCAAAGCGUACCCGCCUGCAACACCGACUCCGGCGGCGAGCAGGACUACACCUCGAAGAUAACUCGGACUCGUCUUCCGUCCGGUCUUCCGCAUCAUCUUCCUCGGACUCUUCGUCAGAGAGCUCCUUUCCGAGUUCGAGCUCCUCCUAUGGCUCUGAUACGGACAGCAGUAGCACGUCCGUGAUGGGCAUGGAUGACGACGACAUGGACAUGAUGCCGGAAUUGGCCGACGUAGAGUGGUGGGAAGACCAGGGGGAGGAUCAGGACGAGGAUAUGGAUUGGGACUGGUGGGCAGAGAGGGUUGGGGCAGACAUACGGUACGACGACGAGGAUUGGGAGAUGAAUGAAGGCUCAGGGUCAGGCUCGUCGUCGUCGUCAGACUCAGACGAUGAGGGCGGAUAUUAUGCGUCGUCUUCUGGCUACUCUUCUGGGGAAGAUACUCCAUUUCGGCCAUCAUUCCCCCUGCGAGCAUCACGCACCGCCCGUGAGGCCAUCGAAACCAUGUACGAGCACCGUUACGAGAUGCCCCGCGAUAACAACCCUCGCCCCCCGGCACAUCUCGAUUACUUUCUCGAUGUUGUCAAAGACAGGCGUCCCGACCUAUUCCGCGAGGAGUUGCGCGUGACGCCCCGGAGCUUCGACAGUCUCGUCGAACGUCUAGAAGAUGACGCGGUCUUCGCCAACGAUUCGUCAAACGAGCAGAUGCCUGUCGAGCAUCAGAUCGGCAUUUUCCUCUACCGAACAGGCUAUCACGGCAACGCAGCUAAGGUGCAGAAGGUCGCGUGGUGGUCCGGCUACAGUGUCGGCACGGUUCUUCUUGCUACACGUCGUGUCAUGACGGCCAUCUUGCGGCGCGACUUCUUGGACGAGAAUAUGCGCUGGCCUACAGAGGAGGAGAAGGAGGAGGCGAAGCAAUGGGUCGAGGAUCACUCGGUCAAGCAGUGGCGUGACGGGUAUCUCUUCGUUGACGGGACUCUGGUACCUCUCUAUGCCAAACCCUUUUGGUACGGCGAGAGUUACUACGACCGCAAAAGUCAUUACUCCUUAAAUGUUCAGCUCGUCUGCCUGCCGAACUUGCGCAUCGUUGAUUUCAGCUACGGCUAUGUCGGGUCAACCCAUGACUCCACGGCAUGGCAGAAAACAAAGAUCUACGCCGAACAUGAAGAUCUGCUCGCAGAGGGUGAAUGGAUAUGGGGCGACUCUGCUUAUCCCAUUGAAUCUUGGCUUGUCGCACCGUUCAAGAUGCCCGAAGCAAGACAUCCCGAUAAGGAGUCAUUCAACACGGCACUUUCCCAUCUUCGCAUCCGUAACGAGCACGCGAACGCGCUUCUGAAGGGCCGCUUUGGUUCCUUACGCGGCCUUCGUUUGAACAUCAGCGACGAGAAGACGCACAAGUUCGCAACGUACUGGAUCGUGUGCUGUGUCUACCUGCACAACUUUUUUCUCGAGUGCGAGCAGAAUGAGCGAGAAGAGGACGGCGAGAUGAUGGACCCGGCUGACGAUCCCUUUGUAGAGGAAGGUAGGUCGUCCUCGUCCGAGGAUGAAAAUGCCUUCUCAGACGACUCAAAUUCGGAAUAUCGCCGGCGCCGGGGAGCGCGCGCGGGUCUGUACGAGGGGAAGCAGUUCCGGUUGAAGAAGAUGCGGCAGUUGUUUCGGGAGAGGGAGAAGCGGCACCGACAGCGGCAGCGCAACGCGCGCGCUGCUCGCCGCGAAUUAUUAUUUGACACUGAUGAGACUGAUUAUGACGGUGACACCGACGAAUAG
Peniophora sp. CBMAI 1063 is the source of this 1851-nucleotide messenger RNA. The record is from the annotation of a GenBank genome assembly. Lineage: Eukaryota; Fungi; Basidiomycota; Agaricomycetes; Russulales; Peniophoraceae.